AUGAAAAGAUUGGAGCUUGAAGUUAGAAGAUGCAAUGUGGGCGUAUGGGACCUCUACAAAACUCCAAUUGGUAUGUCUCCAUUCCGCCUCGUCUAUGGAAAGUCUUGUCAUUUACCGGUGGAAUUGGAACACAAGGCAUAUUGGGCGGUUAAAAAGUGCAAUUUCAAUCUUGAAGAAAGUGGAAAGCACCGAAAAAUGCAACUUCAAGAAAUCGAGGAGUUGAGGAACAAGUCUUAUGCAAAUGCAAGCAUCUACAAAGACAAGACAAAAGCGUUUCAUGACAAGCACAUUACUCGAAAGCAUUUUAUUCCGGGCCAAAAAGUUCUUCUUUAUCAUUCACGCUUAAAGCUAUUCCCGGGAAAGUUGCGAUUUCGAUGGCACGGACCUUUUAUUGUUAUAAAAGUGUUUGAUCAUGGUGCAGUUGAAAUUAAGAGUUUAGACACAAAUCAAAUAUUCAAAGUGAAUGGGCACCGCUUGAAACCUUUUUAUGAAGGCUUUGACACGGGAGAAUUUGAUAACAUAACAUUGGAAAACCUGAAUUACAAAGAUUGA
Messenger RNA from Lactuca sativa (garden lettuce), 552 nucleotides. RefSeq lists its product as uncharacterized. The record is from RefSeq and is a predicted model, not a curated record. Lineage: Eukaryota; Viridiplantae; Streptophyta; Magnoliopsida; Asterales; Asteraceae.